Penicilliopsis zonata CBS 506.65 is the source of this 1077-nucleotide messenger RNA. RefSeq lists its product as hypothetical. NCBI's taxonomy places the organism in Eukaryota, Fungi, Ascomycota, Eurotiomycetes, Eurotiales, Aspergillaceae. Gene Ontology annotation, biological process: ubiquinone biosynthetic process. Gene Ontology annotation, cellular component: mitochondrial inner membrane. Gene Ontology annotation, molecular function: 4-hydroxybenzoate polyprenyltransferase activity. The record is from RefSeq and is a predicted model, not a curated record. The coding region runs from base 1 to 1077 and encodes 358 amino acids. The transcript has a single exon.
AUGAGUGCGUCGCCUCGCCCACGCGCAACGCCGGGCCUGGCGCGUCACGCUUCACGUCCGUACCACACCCCCAGCACUGGAGUUUUCGCCCUUUUGCCUCAAUUUCUGGUUCCGUGGGCUGAAUUGAUGCACCUGAAUCAGCCAGAGGGCUAUCUUGCUUUUUAUUGGCACUACGCCAUCGGCCUGGCUUUUGCAGCCUGCAUUGCGGCACCACACCCACCACCCCUUUCCGCAUUCAUCACAAUCGCUGGCUAUCUUUCUGUCUGGGUUUUCAUCUUCCGCGGCGCAGUCUGCACUUGGAAUGAUAUUCUCGAUGAAGUGUUUGACUGGAAAGCGACUCGGACGCAGCUCCGCCCGUUAUCGCGCGGGGCACUUUCCAUGGCCCAAGCCCAGAUUUUCCUCCUCCUGCAGGUGAUUCUGCUUGGGAUCCUUCUCAUACCGCUUUCAACUGCUUGUCUUAUAUAUGCAGACAUUAUGGCUAUGGUUUUCGCUAUAAACCCUCUGGUAAAGCGGAUGACGCAUUUCUCACCGUUCGUCCUGGGGGCCGGAUUCGCCGUCCCAAUCCUCAUGUCUUGUGCGGCGUUUCGUGCAGACCCUCUACUGCAAGCUUUGCUAGGCAUGGAUCUAGAUGAGGAUGAAAAUGAGGGCUCACGGGCAUCUUCUGCCUACUUGGUCGGCGCUGCCUGCUUAUACCUGGCAAGUUUGCUGACUACCGUCAUUUUCGAGUCCAUCUUCGCCCAUCAAAAUAUCAAAGAUGAUCUGAAAACCGGUGUGAGGUCUUUAGCGUUGUAUCUCGGACCACGAGCAAAACAGUGGCUCUCCUUCCUAGCAUCGAUACAGGUUUGCCUCACCCUCGCGGUAGGCUUUAGUUGCGGAUUUUCCCUUCUCUAUUACACGAUCAGCUGUGGGGGGUUGGCAAUCUCACUAGCAUCUUUAUUAUACUUUGUGGAUCUGACGAGCCCAGCGAGCUGCGCUCUUGUCUUCCGGCAAGGGUCAAUAGCUGUGGGAUUGACUCUCACCAUCGGCCUUCUGGCUGAAUACAUGUAUAGGUCAUUACUGUCCAUAGCAGGAGAAUGA